Punica granatum (pomegranate) is the source of this 3114-nucleotide messenger RNA. The record is from RefSeq and is a predicted model, not a curated record. NCBI's taxonomy places the organism in Eukaryota, Viridiplantae, Streptophyta, Magnoliopsida, Myrtales, Lythraceae.
CUCAGGAAUCCGUGCCCUGCAGAGCAGCAGAGACAGAGCUCUCUUCGUCUUCAGCUUCCAUGGCCAUGACCUGACCUGAACUUCUCCUUCUCGGCGGGCGGUUCUCCAUAUCAAAGGUCAUAGCUUUCUUCCACUUCUUCUUCCCGAAAACCCUAACGCCAUGAACCUAAAUGAAGAUCACCUGCCAAACCACGAUCCCGUUCCUCAAUCUCAAUCGCAUUCUCCCCAAACCCUAACCCUAGAAAUCCCCGCUCCUCAGGCCUGCGAUGCCCCCGAUCAGGGCCCUCAGAAGCCGCAGGGCUUCCUUGAGCACACCCAGAUGGAUGAGGACGUCGAUCCCCCUCCCUCCACCCCGAAGUCACCCCCCAUCACCCCUCACGACGGCGGCUCCCAUACCGCUGUCUCCCGCCGCGGCCACAAGAGCAAGAAGCCCGGAAUGAAGUGGCGGGGGCGAGGCAAGAAGUACCAGCAGAAGAUCAACGCCCUCAACGCACUCAACGCACUCCUUGAUACCUUCCUUAAGACCUUCAAGCCCGUUCCUUUCAUUCCGGCCAAAGCCCUCGACUUUGCCCGCCACGAGAGCCUCCUCAAGCGGCUCGGCCUCUGGGAGUUCGUCCAGGUUAGCUUCGAUAGGACUCUCCGCUCUGAUCUCCUCGCGCAGCUGGUCACGACGUUCAAGAAGAAAGAGCGGUGCAGCUACGUCAACGAAGUGAGGAUUCUUGUCAACAGGGCGGAUCUGGCGAGGGCCCUGAAGCUGCCGCUUAGGAAGAAGGAGAGGACCUCAUCGGGGCUGGAGAUAUCGUUGGAGAGUACCGAGAAGGAGGAGUCUAUUGGGUUCCUUUUGGAUUUCGUGUCGAACUGGGUACUUCUGCACGAUGAUAUGUGGAUUAUGCCCGAUAAUGUGUUGAACUGGAACAAUGCUAUUCGGGAGGGGAGGUUUGAGAGUUUGGAUUGGCCGGAUAUGAUGUGGUUCAUGGUGGAGAAGGAGCUAACGCAGGGCCCGGCUUUGGAGAAUUGCUAUUAUGCCUCUCACCUGCAGUGCUUGAUAAGGUCUCAGCGGGAGGAGCUGUUGAGGGAGGAGGUGGAUGUGAAGGACGGAGAUGACGAUGUGAAGAUGGUCGAUUUAGAGGAGCAGAGCUUGGAGCUGAGUCUCGGGCAUGACAAUGUUGAUAGUGCUGAUGUCGAUGAGAAGGAAGGUGCUGCUAGUGCUGAAGUUGGUAUCAGGAAAGAGGAGUCUUUCAGUGCUGAGAAGAGGGAUGAGGAGGAUGAGUCGGGUGCUGGACGAGAGGAGGAUGGAGUAGCAGUCGAAGAGGAUGGCAAUGUUGAAGCUGGUAUGGGGGAAGAAGAAGCAGAGGAGGCAGACCAUCAAGCUGAGAUGGAAAAUGUGGCUAAAGAGGAAGAACCGGGAGAGCAGUGGUUUCUGGAUGGACAGAAUGAGACGGGCGAGCAUUUCUUGCGGCAAUGUAGCUUUAACAAUGUCGGAGAUAUUGACAUGGGUUACAACAUGGACAAAAAGACAGAAGGAGAAGGGGAAGAGGGAGAAGAUAUGGAGGAGCAGGAAGUCGAAGAUGAAGAGGGGGAUGAUGAUGAUGAUGAUGAAGAGGAGCAAGGAGACGAGCGAGGAAGGUUCCAUAUGUCGGAGAACUUAAACGACUUGGAAGGCCUGUCUUCGGCGAAUCUGAUCCAAGUAAUGGAUAACAACCAAAUGCCAUUUAGUUCAGGAGUUCAGAUUUGUGGUGACUCGUGCGGAGAGUUCUUAGCCUCCAGUUCGAGAGCCGAAACCCACCUCGGCCCCGGUGGGCCUUCUAUUUAUGGGAACCCAAACAAGAGGGAGAUGGAUCACAGCAAUGGGCUCCUGCUUAACAAUGGCUCCAAUAAACGGAUGAGGACCGAACCGCUUGAUUUCAACACCUGCAGCGAGAAUGCCCUGGAAUGGUUUGAGAAGAUGAGGAUGGCUCACGAGGCGAGGGAACAGAUGUGGGCUACCUCUGCUAUGAACCAGCAGAUACUGCUCAAUGAGCUGCAGCAGAGAGAGAGCAUGAUCGAGCACCUGCACAAGGCGAGGGCCGAGGACCAGCAGAAGAUGCAGCAUGAUAUCUACAGGCUUGAGAGGGAGCUCCACAUGAUGGUAGGACUUCUAGAAGGGUACAGGAAGGCCCUGAAAGAGAGUAACAGGGCAUUUGCUGAGUACCGGGCCGGGUGCCCUCAGCUCGACGAGCCACUCUACAGGGACGUCCCCGGGUCAGGGGGCCUCAUGCUGAGUGUGACGGAACUGGAGAAGCAAAGAGCGAGGAGGGAGGAGGAGGAGAGGGCAAAGCUCGUGAUCAUGAAGGAUAGGAUCAAGGAUUUUGAGGCAGUGUGGAGCAUGAGGUUCGAGGCCCAUCUCGAAGCGACUGAACUCCUUGCCAACAAGUUGCUUAAGAUUGAGGAGGAAAUGAAAGCUGUGAAGAAAUUGGUUAAGGAGCGGAAGAUGGGUCAAGAAGAGGCCAAGGAAUCUGCUGGUCAAGAAAAGGCCGAGGAAUCGGCUGUUCAGGAGAAGGCCGAGGAUUCGGCUGUUCAGGAGAAGGCCGAGGAUUCGGUUGCUCAGGAGAAGGCCGAGGAUUCGGUUGCUCAGGAGAAGGCCGAUGAUUCGGUUGCUCAGGAGAAGGCCGAUGAUUCGGUUGCUUAUGAGAAGGCCGAUGAUUCGGUUGCUCAGGAGAAGGCCGAGGAUUCGGUUGUUCAGGAGAAGGCCGAGGAAUCCGCCGAGCAGAAGGUUGAGGAAUCUGGCGAUCAGGAAAUGGGCAAGGAAUCUACCCAGGCAGAAACCUAAGCUGAAGGGGUCGAAAAACUUUGAUUUAGGCUUUUGUGGUGUGCCUGGGGGGGAAGGUGUACAUGUGAACUUCGACCAUUUUAGGUUAGUAAGGGGCUGUCGAAUCCAUUUUGCGAACCUCUUCUCUGCAUAUUUCGCAUCGAUGUAUUUUAUCUACUUAGCUAGUUAGUCAAGUUUGGGGUUGUAAUUAGAAAACAGAUCAGUGCCUGCAGAUUGCGAGAUGUUUAGUAUAGAUCAAGCUUUCAUGGUAUUGAAGUCUGAUUAAUCCCGUAUAUAACUGCUGAUCUGCGUCGUUCGGUACUAAA